Messenger RNA from Erpetoichthys calabaricus (reedfish), 2706 nucleotides. RefSeq names its product protein phosphatase 3 catalytic subunit alpha. NCBI's taxonomy places the organism in Eukaryota, Metazoa, Chordata, Cladistia, Polypteriformes, Polypteridae. The transcript has 14 exons. Bases 286 to 1848 code for a protein of 520 amino acids. The record is from RefSeq and is a predicted model, not a curated record. Gene Ontology annotation, biological process: calcineurin-NFAT signaling cascade. Gene Ontology annotation, cellular component: cytoplasm; cytosol; calcineurin complex. Gene Ontology annotation, molecular function: calmodulin binding; calmodulin-dependent protein phosphatase activity.
UAAGUUAGGUUGCGCAUAGGCGCAGGAGACGGAGGAAUAGAUACAGUGUAGCUGUUAAUCUAUUGGGAGAGGCUACAGUGUAGAAAUCUGCAACAUUGUGCCAAGUGUGCUUGUGUCUUUUUUCUCCUCUUUCGCGCAACAUUCUGAAGAUAAAAGCGCGUUAUCUGAGUUGUAGAGGAAAAAAUAAAUAAAUAAACAACGCAUUCUACACCAUAAAGAAAGGACUAUUUUGCGGUUGGAAAUUUCAGCUGCAGUUGUACAUUUGGCUUAAACAUCACGUUGGAAAUGUCCGAAAAUAAGAAGACUGAUUCGAAGUUGUCAACGACUGAUAGGGUAGUUAAAUCUGUCCCUUUUCCUCCAAGCCAUCGACUAACUGCAAAGGAAGUGUUUGACAGUGAUGGGAAGCCCCGGGUGGAUGUCUUAAAGGGUCAUUUGACCAAGGAAGGCCGUCUGGAGGAAAGUGUGGCCUUAAGGCUCAUCACAGAAGGAGCAGCUAUUCUCAGAUCUGAGAAGAAUUUAUUGGAUAUUGAGGCGCCCGUAACUGUGUGUGGAGAUAUUCAUGGACAAUUCUUUGACUUGAUGAAGCUUUUCGAAGUGGGUGGUUCACCGGCUACUACACGUUACCUGUUUUUAGGUGAUUAUGUCGACAGAGGCUAUUUUAGUAUUGAAUGUGUGCUGUACUUGUGGGCCUUGAAAAUCCUUUAUCCUAAAACAUUGUUUUUGCUCCGUGGAAACCAUGAAUGUAGACAUUUAACAGAGUAUUUCACAUUUAAACAAGAAUGUAAAAUUAAGUAUUCAGAGAGAGUGUAUGACUCAUGCAUGGAUGCCUUUGACUGCCUUCCCCUGGCUGCUCUGAUGAAUCAACAGUUUUUAUGUGUUCAUGGAGGCCUGUCUCCUGAAAUUAACACUCUAGAUGACAUCAGGAAGUUAGAUAGAUUUAAGGAGCCCCCUGCAUUUGGACCAAUGUGUGAUCUUUUGUGGUCAGAUCCUUUGGAAGAUUUUGGGAAUGAAAAGACUCAGGAACACUUUACACACAACACAGUAAGAGGCUGCUCAUAUUUCUACAGUUACCCUGCAGUUUGUGAUUUCUUACAGCAUAAUAACUUAUUAUCAGUAAUACGGGCACAUGAAGCACAGGAUGCUGGAUAUCGAAUGUACAGGAAAAGUCAAACUACAGGCUUCCCAUCACUUAUCACAAUAUUUUCAGCACCAAACUAUUUAGAUGUGUAUAACAACAAAGCUGCAGUACUAAAAUAUGAAAACAAUGUAAUGAAUAUCCGGCAGUUCAACUGUUCUCCUCAUCCAUACUGGCUUCCAAACUUCAUGGAUGUUUUUACUUGGUCUUUGCCAUUUGUUGGGGAAAAGGUGACAGAGAUGUUGGUAAAUGUCUUGAGCAUCUGUUCUAGUGAUGAGCUUACGACUGACGACGAGAUUGAUGGUGCUACUGCAUCCGCUCGCAAAGAGGUAAUUAAAAAUAAGAUCCGAGCAAUUGGAAAGAUGGCCCGUGUGUUUUCAGUCUUAAGGGAAGAAAGUGAAAGUGUUCUAACACUGAAGGGCCUGACUCCAACUGGGAUGCUGCCAAGUGGUGUACUUUCUGGGGGUAAAGAGAAGCUACAAAAUGCUACUAUUGAGGCUAUUGAGGCUGAUGAAGCAAUCAAAGGAUUCUCUCCACAACAUAAGAUCACUAGCUUUGAAGAAGCCAAAGGCUUAGACCGGAUCAAUGAAAGAAUGCCUCCUCGUAGAGAUGCUCUCCCUACUGAUGCUAGUCUCAACUCCCUCAACAAGGCAAUUUCCUCUGAGACAAAUGGCACUGAGAGCAAAGGCAAUAGCAGCAGUAACAUCCAGUGACCACUUCCUGUUUUAACAACAAUGUAGCAUGAUGAGAUGGCUGUCAGAUCAGAGGUUCGGACGUUCUGCCUUUACUUGAUAGCAACUUGCUAUAGUGGGAAAAAGUGUGGGGUUCAGUUUACGGUAUCAGUUGAAAGAGAGAGAGUAAAAUAUAAUUUGUUGGGUUAUGAUUCCCCUUCUUUGGAUAUGCCUUUUAAUGCCUGUUGAAACAUGAAAAGUUAAUGUAAGUUAACCCUUCAAAGUCUAAGGGGGUUAUACCUGGUAAUGCAUUGAACUGGGGAGGGAAGACCAUGGGUAUGUUUCAUGCAAGGCCUUUACUCUUUUACUGGACAUGGAAACCAUACUAACUCUUGUACGUUUACAAACACAGCACUAAAAUGAACAGAAAGUAAACAACAUUUUUAACACAUAAGGGUGUACAAACUAAAUAAGGACUAUUUAUUGAUAUAUUUUUUUGCUACUAUUGUCAUACAGAUCACUCUAAAAAUAAUUAGGCAGUCUUAAUAGAAUGUUGCUAAUUUGUUAAAAUGCCAAAAAAGAAAAGACAAAAGGUUUGUUUGUUUUGUACAGAUUAUGCUUACCUCAGGUUUAUUUAGUGUGCUUCAAAUGCCCUACUUUUUAUGUAAUGGCUAUCAAACUCUAACUUGGCAAAAUCUCUUUUUCUUUAGGUUUAAUAACUGGAAUAUUUACAUGUAUCAUUUGCAAAUAUAAUUUCGGGUUUGGGGUAAAAGUAUUGGUCAUGGCUUGCUGGAAUUCUAUAUUUAUGAGUGGUAAUAUUUUAUAAAGUAUAGUGAACAAAACACCAUAUUAAGUGCAGUGAGAGCAUCUAUAUUCUGUAAAAAAAAAAAAUAAAAAUAA